CUUUGACAUUUGAUGGCCAGAGCUUGUCAUUCCUGGCUGAUGGGGUAACGGGCUCGGGGUGAACAGCUCGCUGUCAGACUCGGAGCAGGACUCGUGUAUACGUGGAACUCUUGUGCGCACGCUGCUUGUUUCCUUGGGUCUGUUUUAACCUUUUAACGCAUCGAGUCACAUCUUCCUCUGGAGCACAUCCGUAGGUAGAUUUGAUACGUGAUCGACGAUGCUAGAGACAUUCACAGCAAAGCCAAGAAAGUCAUUUCGCGAUUGUUUUUGUAUAUUUCAUCGAAUCCUCAGAAGAGACGCAGGGAUUCAUCUGACGUGAGCGCAGUCUCGGCGGAUUAUAUACUGUGUUUUGGGGGAAAUAUCGCUGGUGGUGCUAAUGUUGCUCAGCUUCACUGUGCAAGCAAAGCAGCUACGAAGCUAACGUUACGCCAGACAGUGGAGGACUUUUUAUUGAAUGUAAUUUAUCAUUAGUUGUCUUUCGGACCACAAAAUGGCUAUUAUACCCUGAUAUCCUGAACUUUAUCAUGUUUCAGUUCUCGGUCAGCUGUGCUUGAACGUUGCAUGCUGGUUGGCUUCAAAUGGUGCCGACUGGUUAGCGAUCUAACCCUUUGUGCAUCACCAUUGGAGAUGAUUUCUCAUCUAAUAAUGUAAAUUUAUUUCUCAGAUAAUGUGUUCAUACAUGCAGCUCGCGCAUAUUGCGUGCAGGAGGAUGUCUGGCUAGAUCAAAGUGGACUAAUUUAUGCGGAGGGAGUGGUAGUGUCUCGGUUUUGCGUGUUUGGAUGUUAAAUCAGACCCAUAUGUCCUGACGUUAGUCAUCUGACUGUGUGUGAAGAGGCAGGUCAGAUUGGUUGCUGUCGCUCCUCCUUUUGUUUUGGCUUUUCACUGCUUACCUUGACAUCUUCGUCGUCCAUUAAUCUGAUUUUGAAGUCUUCACCGGUCAUGUUAAGAUUGCAUGCAUGGUGUCAGGAAUUUAAAUACUUACCUUUACAGAAUCCCUGUCAAAUGCCUCUACUGUGAUCAUCUGUAAACGAGACUGUUGAUCUGUAAACGCUGUUACUUGAACUGCUCUCUAAGGGCACCUAUCGAGACUUGACAUCCAUUGAUUGCUCCAGCAUGCGCCUGUCUUCUUUCCUGGCUGUUUUCCGGCCUGCUCUGCCUCUCAUCCUGGGCCUCUCUUUGGGCUGCAGCCUCAGCCUCCUGAUGGUGUCCUGGACGCAGGGGGAGACCGAUGAGGCUUGUGGAGAUGAACUGGGCAAUGGGAGACUCAUACACAGUGGUCAUAUCAGGGAUGUCCAGGAUGGUCAAGAUGGGGAUGGGAAUGAGGACUUCCAGCCUCGCAUUGUGCCCUAUCACAAGGACCCCAACAAACCACACAAGAAAGUACUCAGGACGCGCUACAUCCACACAGAGCUGGGCAUCCGAGAACGCCUUCUGGUGGGUAUCCUGAGCUCACGCGCCACUCUCAACACACUAGGGGUGGCUGUCAAUAAAACGGUAGCUCACCGUUUCCACCGUACCUUCUUUUUCACUGGCCUUCGAAGCACAAAGGCACCGCAUGGCAUGGCUGUUGUUGCUCAUGGUGAUGACCGACCCGUCUGGCUGAUGUAUGAAACUAUACGCCACCUCCACGUACAGCACACAGGAAUUACUUAUGACUGGUUUUACCUAGCACAAGAUGAUACAUACACACAAGCUGAAAGGGUCAUGGAGCUGGUUAAUCAUCUUAGUGCGGGACAGGAUAUGUACAUGGGACGGGCAGAGGAGUUUAUCGGGGGUGAAGAACGUGCCCGGUAUUGCCAUGGUGGAUAUGGGUAUCUGCUGUCACGUAGCCUGCUAGCUCGACUGCAGCCCCACCUGGACUCUUGUCGAAAUGAUAUCCUCAGUGUCAGGCCAGACGAGUGGCUUGGUCGCUGCAUCAUCGAUUACCUGGGUCUCAGCUGUGUGGAGAAGCAUCAGGAGAUGACAUACCGUUACUUUGAGCUGCAGAAGAACGUGGACCCUGAGCGCGAGGACAGUGCACAGUUUAAGAAUGCCUUCACUGUCCAUCCCGUCUCUGAACCUGCCCUGAUGUAUCGCCUACACAAACGCUAUAACCAGAUUGAACUGGACUGGACCUAUGCACAAAUACAGCAGUUACAGAACCAGAUCAACAACAUAAGUGAGCUCACUCCAGAGGGCAAAGCCGGAGCCACCUGGCCCAUCGGAAUCAACCCACCUUUCCGACCCAAAACCCGCUUUGAGGUGAUCAACUGGGAAUACUUCACCGAAGAGCACAUUUAUUCAUGUGCCGACAGCUCUCCAAAGUGUGAGCUUCGAGGUGCAGACAGGGCAGACGUCAAUUCAGUCCUGGAGACAGCAGUGGGUCGUUUAAACGAGCGCUAUCAGCCUCAGUUACGCUUCCGUAAGCGGCGUCUGCUAAAUGGGUACCGGCGCUUCGAUCCCACACGGGGCAUGGAGUACGUGCUGGAUUUGGCCCUGGAAGCAUUUACGCAGAAAGGUCACAGUCAAGUCAUCGCCAAACGGGUGAGUCUGCUGAAACCGCUCAGUGCUGUCGAGAUCAUCCCAAUGCCAUAUGUAACAGAAGCGACACGGGUACAGGUGAUCCUCCCUGUGACGGCACACGAUCAAGACUUUGUGGGUAACUUCCUUGACAUGUAUGUCAUGAAUGCUCUGGAUACCCAUGACAAUGCUCUUCUCACCUUCUUGUUUGUGUAUGACCCCUUCGAUGCCCAAAGAGUCAGCCAGACGGACGUCUUUGCAGGUGUCAAAGCUAUGAUUGGUGAGGUAGAGAAACGUUACGGUGAUGUAAAGAUUCCUUGGAUUAGUGUAAAGACUGAAGUUCCCUCACAGGUCAAGCUGAUGGACAUCAUCUCCAAGAAGCACCCAGUAGACACCCUGUUCUUUCUGGCCAGCGUUUGGACCGAGGUCAACGCUGACUUCCUUAAUCGCUGCCGUAUGAAUGCUAUCAGCAAUUGGCAGGUCUUCUUCCCGAUCCACUUUCAAGAGUACAGUCCCGCUCUGGUCUACCGCGACCAACAGACUUCCGCCGCUUCAUCGUUUGCGUCUGAGUCAUUGCGCGAUGGCCACUUUGACCGCCACGUCUUUGAAGAAGCCUGCUUCUACAAUGCAGAUUAUAUGGCUGCCCGCACAAAAAUGGCGGCUGACAUCUUGGACAAUGAUGAGUUGCUUGAGAGCAUGGACGUCUACGAGAUCUUUGUGCGUUAUUCGGGGCUGCACGUGUUUCGGGCUGUCGAGCCAGCGCUAGUUCAGAAGUAUGUGCACAGAGAAUGUAACCCGCGGUUCAGUGAGGACAUCUAUCACCGCUGUGUGCUCAGUAACCUCGAGGGGCUGGCCUCUCGAUCACACCUAGCGAUGGCUCUGUUUGAACAGGAGCAGGCUAACAGCACCUGAACUGACUACUACUGCAACCCUAAGAUGGCUUAAACGUCUUGAUUCUCAUUUAGGUGGCCUUAAAUGACCUACUGAUAUUGACCGAGUGAAUUUCACCCUGAUGCUGUGAACUUCUCUGCACAGAUCAUCCAGUCAUCUCAGUUCAGCCAAACACGGUGAAGUCGCCUUGUGAAAAGUUGUUCAAAAUCUGUAUAUCUUACUUUCUUUUGCGGAACAUAGAAGACAUUUUGAAGAAUGUGUUUUUUGGUCUAUACAAUGAAUGUCAAAGGUGACCAGUUCUCUUUGUUGUGUUCUGCAGAAGAAAGAAAUUCAGGUUUGAAUUGACUAGAAGAUCAGUACAUAAUGACAGAUUUUCCAUUUUUGGGUCCCUUUAAGGAUCUACAUAAAAUGGAGUUAACCCAUGAAUGUGUAACUAAUUUAACCAGAGAACAACAAUCACAAUAUCUUCAUAACUCAUUUU
This is a messenger RNA of Sinocyclocheilus rhinocerous, 3871 nucleotides long. It is a transcript of the gene chpf2, whose product is annotated as chondroitin polymerizing factor 2. The record is from RefSeq and is a predicted model, not a curated record. NCBI's taxonomy places the organism in Eukaryota, Metazoa, Chordata, Actinopteri, Cypriniformes, Cyprinidae. Gene Ontology annotation, cellular component: Golgi cisterna membrane. The transcript is spliced from 5 exons. Bases 1114 to 3411 code for a protein of 765 amino acids. Gene Ontology annotation, molecular function: glucuronosyl-N-acetylgalactosaminyl-proteoglycan 4-beta-N-acetylgalactosaminyltransferase activity.